AUGGCUCCCAAGGUUCUCGUUGUCCUGACCUCCCAGGCUCAAAUUCCUGACCGCGACCACGCCACAGGAUGGUACCUGCCCGAGUUCGCCCACCCGUGGGAGGUCCUCCAUGAGAAGGUCGAGCUCACCAUCGCCUCUCCGAAGGGUGGUGAGGCUCCCCUCGACCCCUCUUCUGUCGAGGCGUUCAAGAGCGAUCCCGUGUCCUCGAAAUUUCUGAAGGAGCAGGAGUCGCUUUGGAAGAACACCCACAAGCUGGCUGAUUUCCUGCCUCGCGUUUCGGAGUUCGAUGCCAUUUUCUACGUUGGUGGCCAUGGACCUAUGUUUGACCUCCACUACGACGAGACCUCCCUCUCACUGAUCCAGGCUUUCGCUGCCGCCGGAAAGCCCGUCUCCGCCGUCUGCCACGGCCCGACCGUGUUCAUCAAGGCGACCACCAAGUCCGGACAGCCCUUGCUCGCCAACUCCACCGUUACCGCCUUCACCAACGUCGAGGAAGACCAGGCACAAUUGACCGCGCUCAUGCCAUACUUGGUCGAGGAUGAGUUGAACAAGAUCCCCGGAUGUAAAUUUGUCAAGGCCGAUCAGCCGUGGGGCGAGAAGGUUGUUGUGUCGAAGACGUCCGACGGCGCUACUCUGAUCACCGGUCAGAACCCGGCCAGUGCGACGGGCUUAUUUUUCUUCCGUCGGAUUCCGACGGAUCAAUGUACAUCUAACACGCAGACCACACUGACAGCGAUGAUCGCCCCUGAUCUAUGGGACCGUGGGCGAAUCAGCCUUACUCAAUGCCGAGCGUGGUCUUCAAACACCGGAGAUACAAAGGACGAGGAGACUGAUAAGCACCCCCGCACCAAUAUCCUGAAGACCUCCCAUUUGGGAAAUCGACAGGGCGGUUCAGGUACUAAAUUAGCCAAGACUCUAGCAGCGGCCAAAGGCGUUGCGGCAUUGCAGAAUGUGUGCUGCUUCAUUGCAUCCGCUCAUAUGAAGAGAUAUGCAAGGGAUGGUGCUGAUCGCCUGGCAAGUGAGAUAUAUAAAGGUCGCCAGCACAAUAAUGAGUUGGCUGGGUUAACGGUCGCUGCUCAGGGCUCGCAGGAUGGCUAUGACCGGGAUUUAUUUCCUCAUUGGAUCAGCCAGGGCGAUUCAUGCGACACUCGUGAAGUCGUUCUUGCCCGCGAUGGUGAGGACGUCGAAAAGAAUGAUUCUUGUUCCCCCACUAGUGGAACCUGGUACUCGCCGUAUGAUGGGAAGACCUGGACGGAUAAAAGCGAUCUGGACAUCGACCAUGUUGUACCGCUUUCCAAUGCCUGGAAGAGUGGGGCCUCAGACUGGACCACCGACCAACGUCAGGCUUUCGCCAAUGACUUGGAGAACCCUCAACUCCUCGCGGUGACGAACUCUGUUAACCGUGAGAAGAGCGAUGAUGGACCGGAGGACUGGAAGCCUCCUCUGACUUCGUAUUAUUGCACCUACGCGAAGAUGUGGGUUAAAGUUAAGUCGGUGUAUAACCUGACUAUUACACAGGAUGAGAAGAGUGCUCUUGUUGAUAUGCUGGACUCGUGUUAG
Messenger RNA from Aspergillus oryzae RIB40, 1560 nucleotides. RefSeq lists its product as uncharacterized. The transcript is spliced from 9 exons. Bases 1 to 1560 code for a protein of 519 amino acids. Gene Ontology annotation, molecular function: glyoxalase III activity. Lineage: Eukaryota; Fungi; Ascomycota; Eurotiomycetes; Eurotiales; Aspergillaceae. The record is from RefSeq and is a predicted model, not a curated record.